GAGACGCUUGUGUGGCUAGUGAAGCAGUUUGUCCGAUUUAAAAGCACAACAAACUACAAGCCUAGAAUUUUUCACGCAUUUGGCUUCUGAUUUGAUUAUUCUUACUUAAGACUAAGGGUAAGACAGAACGAAGAACUCGAACGAACUGAAGAGGGGUGUGACUGUGCCAAGCUGCCUGUACAAGAGGCACCUGGUCGGGCUAUGUACCAUAGGAAGCCAGUGACAAAGAAAAAACCAAAAAAGAUUGUGAAAAGGUAGGCCAUUUGUGGCCUGCUUGAGGCGAAAGAGCGCAAGAAACCUCCUCCGAAGCGGUGGAGUCGAUCCUUUGUUUCCUCCCAGAGGAGACGAUGUGAAGGAGAAGGUUAAAGGGGCGGUCAGCAAGAAGCGAGCUAAUGCUAAACGUCGAGAGAAUGUGUGGGAAGGGCUUGAUGUGCCAAAGCAGGACGAGACUCCCGGUGAAACACACUCCGAAAGAAGAGGAGUCGAAGAAAAGAUGGCACAAGUGCGAACAAAGGCGAUGGCACCGAAAACGACGGGACCGCCGCUUCGACGGGCGAAGACCGAGGCACCUUCCGGUCACCACGUCCCUGCGGCCGGCGAACGUCCGUGGCAAGAGGGCACCGGGCAUGAGGGCCCCUCGCAACACCAACCAGUUCCUCAUGCAUGAGAAGUACCAGCUCAUGCACAUACACUCAGACUCUGUGGGCACAGACAGCGGCUCAGACUACGACCUCGACCCAGAGGAUAUGGACUCGUACCUGGGGGUUUUGGAAAACGCCUGGGGCGCACUGCUCGACAGUCCAGAUCCAGAGCUCCCAUCUAUGUGCUUCGGUCCACCUGGGUUUUCUAACCUGGACCAUGAGGACAGCAUGCAGUAUUUUCCAUCCGAGACCGACGUCAUGGAAAGUGAAGAUUUCAUGCAAAGGGACUUUAAACAGUUCUGUGACGAUGUGGCUUGCAUAUAAAUCAGUGUGCCACAGGUAAACCGUAUUGUACUCCUCUGCCAGGCCUGUACGAGGGUGGACGAGGUUGUAAUACGUUGAUAUCGCCUUACAUUAAAGCUGCAGUAUGCAACUUGUUUUAUUGUUUUUAACCAAGUACUGACAUGCCAUUUGCACCCACUGAGUGAGGAGCAAAACACAACUGGUGAAGAACGAUUUGCAUGCAGUAAGCAGUAAUAUACUGUAUUUCUACAAGCGGGGUCUUAAAAUCACCAGAAGUUACGUCCUGCAGCUUUAACCCGAUAUCACAGUCCAUUCAGGUGUCAGUACUUUUAUAUUUCCACUGCUGAGCUGCACCAUAAAUGUCUUUAAAUAUCUCAAUAUGAGUUUUUUUUCCGUAUGUGUUUGUGUGUCAUAUCAGCCACCGUUACAAAUAUCCGUGCCUGUUAAAGACCAGACGGACUGUAUCAUUCAUUUUAUGUUUCAAACAAUGUUUCUGACGCCUUUCAUCGUGUGUACUGGCAUGUAUUGUUUUGUUAUGGGAGGAAAGGAGAAGCAGAAGAAGGAGUGAACCCAAACAGCCAAUAAGAGUCACCAUGGGGCCAAACCCAAAAACGGCUCCAUAUAGAGCACUGCAACGGGACGUCGAAGCCCUACGUGAUAUAAAGUGCAGUGUUAUAGGGGGUAAUGAGCCAUGUGGCGUUCAAACAUGUUUACAUUCGAGUGAUAAUAAUGAAAAUAAAAUAACUUUUUUUCAA
This is a messenger RNA of Trichomycterus rosablanca, 1699 nucleotides long. RefSeq lists its product as uncharacterized. Lineage: Eukaryota; Metazoa; Chordata; Actinopteri; Siluriformes; Trichomycteridae. The transcript has a single exon. The record is from RefSeq and is a predicted model, not a curated record. Bases 393 to 965 code for a protein of 190 amino acids.